AUGGACGAGCUGGCAAAGACGUUAGAGGCGUACGCUGGCGGUCUGCAGCAAUCGUUUGAGUCGGUCUCUGAGCGCGUGGGACAGAGUUUAUCCCAGAGCGCGCAUUUGAUGCGCAUGAUGAACGAGGUGAUGGAGUCAGCCAUGCUACAGAACCUGUGGAUAUCCUCCGGUUACCAAGUCAAAGCAGGACUUAUCAUCGAGGUGAAUAACCGGUCGGAGAUCAUGCUGGGUCAGACGAAGAUCCGUGCGCAACUGUACGGUUCAGAAAAAGCUUUCUUCUCUGCUACGCUUGAAUCUCUCCGAGCUGGGGGGCAAGUCCAACUGCAGGCACCGAUUCAUGACGCCCCCGGUCAGAUUGCAGGAUUUAUCGAGCUGGAGUGUAUCAGCCCAGGCACUCAACAACCACUUACUAAACGCUCACCGUUCCGAGUGUUUUACAUCCAACUCGGCAGGUUUCAAGCUCUACUGAGCGGAGAGGAAGGAGCUGCUCCAGGUCCGACUGAAGUGGCGGUGGCUUCGGACAGAUUCUUGCUUGAAAGAAUGCGAAACAUUCUGGACCUCAGUCCAAUCGACGGUAUUUUGAAAGACGAACAGGGCAGGUAUCGCUUCCACCCCGAAUUUCCGCUACGCAACAACCCUGUGCUUUAUCUCUCCGUGAAGACGGGGGGAGCAGGUGACCCAGCAUUUCAAGUCACGGUGUCUGCUGCAGGAAGUGCCCACACCGCUGAAGAUCGUCGACGUCAGUGCCAGCAGAUAAUCAACGAGUUGGAGAUCGACGACGCCGACGAUUCAGACUACUACAGUAAAUGA
Phytophthora infestans T30-4 is the source of this 810-nucleotide messenger RNA. RefSeq lists its product as uncharacterized. NCBI's taxonomy places the organism in Eukaryota, Oomycota, Peronosporomycetes, Peronosporales, Peronosporaceae. The record is from RefSeq and is a predicted model, not a curated record. The transcript has a single exon. Bases 1 to 810 code for a protein of 269 amino acids.